Molecule: messenger RNA, 3040 nt
Organism: Nylanderia fulva
Lineage: Eukaryota; Metazoa; Arthropoda; Insecta; Hymenoptera; Formicidae
Product: sodium-coupled monocarboxylate transporter 1
Biological process (GO): transmembrane transport; sodium ion transport
Cellular component (GO): membrane
Molecular function (GO): symporter activity
Source: RefSeq, a predicted model, not a curated record
ACCUGAUUAUGAUUCCAAUUGAUUGUGAAGGAGGAUCUAAGUGGAAAUUAGGAAAUUGAUUUCGCUUGGUCAUUAUUGUAAGAUGCGACGAUUCCGAUCACGAGAUCUCUACGUCGUUUCUGCGUGACACUGCAUCCCCAAUUUCGGUUCUAUUAGAUUUCACGUAAUAAGACUCUCGUGUGGUGCUGAAAUUAUUGCCGAUCCUCAAUUUGACUAAACACGUAUCCGUACCGCUAAUGCUAAAUUUAGGUCGUAUUAUCCACUUACGUUUCUCGGCAGUGGUGUAUAAAUGCGUCGGUCGGUCGUUUCGUACACCGUACUCGUUCAUUGUUAGGCUUAAUUAGAAGAUUGUCGCAAUGACACUAUCAUGACGUGUGUAAUCGCGGCGCUGUGCAAUUCUCUUUUUCACCCGGCUACGCUGUGAUUCGCGUCAAGGUAGUCGUCUCUCGGCUUCCGCGAUAGACUUGCCACUCUUACGCCAAUCGUCCUUGUUAACUUGAGUGUGCUGUCUGGUGCCGGAAAGCGAAAUUUGUUCUAAUACCUGUAAACUUCUCGCAUCUUUAUAUUAUCUUCUCGCGUACUUAAUUCGUAAAAAGUGAACUUAAUCGUCUGAAUGCUUUUUCAAAUGUUGACCAAAUUUUUAUAAACGAUUUUAACAUUAUCAAUUAUAUAGAUGAUUAAAUAUAGCUGAAUUCUUUCGCGAUCUACCUCAUUCUUCGUGUAGAUGUAGACGAUAGCGUGAUCGUUCGCUGUUACUUCCACGACUUUAGUAAAACGCGUUUAAGCGUUAAAACGAUACCUGACCUAUCCACUCUGAAAUUUUGGGAACGACAUACGUUCCUUCCCUGCGAGUACUCUAUUAGAGCGACGAGAUUCCGUUUUGCAACAAGAUGACUUCGGAGGGUACCUCGGAUGAUUUAGGCUUGGCUAAUUGGGCGCCAGAAAUGCCCACCGUACAAGAGAUCGGUGAAUCGAUGCAGAAUUUCGGUACACCGGAUUACAUCGUGUUCGCCGUGAUGCUGAUCGCCUGUGGCCUCGUCGGCAUCUACUUUGGCUUCGUGAAGAAGUCCUCCGGCGAAGACGAGUACUUGGUUGGCGGAAGGAACAUGAAGACGUUUCCGGUCAGCCUCAGCUUGAUAGCAAGCUUUAUUUCGGGUAUCUCGUUGCUGGGUACCCCAACGGAGAUUUACGUGCACGGUACGAGUUACCUCUUUAUCGGGGUCACGGUCAUCGCUGUCGGUUUCGCCAUAUCCAUCGUAUUUCUGCCGGUUUUCCACGAUCUUAAACUCACCAGCACGUACGAAUAUCUCGAGAAACGUUUUGACAGAAGAAUGAGAGUGCUAGGCUCGGUCCUCUUCGCCAUUGGUAUCAUGACUUGGCUUCCGAUUGUCAUCUACGUACCUGCAUUGGCAUUUAAUCAAGUUACGGGAGUGAACAUACAUAUAAUCACACCUUUCGUGUGCAUCGUUUGCAUAUUCUACACUUGUGUGGGUGGUCUCAAAGCGGUAGUGUGGACGGAUUUCAUUCAGACUUUCUUGAUGUUCGGUUCCAUGUUGUUAAUUAUAAUUAAAGGCACAACCGACGUCGGUGGAUUGUCCUUGGUGAUUCGAAGAAAUCUAGAAUCCGGAAGACUCGAAUUACCAUCAACAGAUUGGAGCCCUUUGACGAGACACACGAUUUGGGCGAUCAUGAUAGGCGGUUUCGUACACUGGCUGCAAAUCUCCGCUAUCAAUCAAAAUAUGAUUCAACGAUAUUUGGCGCUCCCUACUUUGCAGUCAGCUAGAAGAGCACUCUGGUGUUUUAUAGUCGGAGUUAUAAUUUUGAUUGGCUUGUGCGGAUAUUCCGGUCUACUGAUUUAUGCCUGGUAUCACGAAUGUGAUCCACUCACGACAAAGCUAGCACGUGCCAAGGAUCAAUUGCUGCCACUGUUGGUCAUGAACGUUUUAGGAGAGUUUCCAGGACUGCCCGGUCUCUUUGUGGCUGGCGUAUUUAGUGCCGCACUCAGUUCACUAUCGACCGGUUUGAACUCCAUGGCGGCAGUCGUACUGGAAGAUUUUGUCAAGCCUUUCAUCAAGACUCCAUUUACACGUAGAGGUGCUGAUAUCUUUAUGAAACUUACGGUCAUCAUUUUGGGCGUGAUAUGCGUCGCCCUCGUCUUCGUUGUCGAACAGGCGGGCAGUCACGUGUUGCAGUUAUCUAUAAGCUUAGGCUCCAUUACUAACGGACCAUCUUUCGGCAUUUUUGCUAUGGGAAUACUGUUACCAUGGAUUAAUGGCAAGGGUGCUCUGGCCGGAGGACUCGCUGGUUUGAGCUUUAUGGGUUGGCUCGGCCUUUCUGCCCAAACGGCUAUCUCCAGUGGACAAAUUAAAUUCGAUGUGAAACCUGUUACUACAGAGGGAUGCACUUAUUCGUUUCCUCAGGCGGAGAAUUUACUGCUAUCUGUACCACCAGAUUCAAUUCUGGAUGAUGCAAAUAAAGAAGAACCAUGGGCAUUGUAUCGGCUCAGUUAUCUUUGGUAUACUAUGACUGGUACCAUAGUGACUAUAGGCGUUGGUCUCCUCGUAACUCUUGUUACCUCUCAAAAUGUUGAAAAGUUAGAUCCGAUGCUCGUGGCUCCUUUUAUGAGAAAAUAUAUAAGCAGCAGGAGCAAAGAUGUUGCACUCGAAGAGCUUCACCAAGUCAAGAUUGCAAACUCUGAGAAGAAAGAAAAGGUGGCAUCUCGCACUAUUAACGAAGAUGAUAAAUUAUUAGAAGCGACUACGACAUGAUACAAUUGUAUACAGUUAAGUUAUAAAAUUAAUCAUUAUUAAAAUUUUCGAAUAAAUUAAAAAAGAUAUUUGUUUUUUUUUUAGCAUCGAUUUGUGUUAGAGCCUAAUGUAAGUUAGAAUUAAACAGAAGCCUUGUACAAAGUUUAUACAUAUAAUAUACUCCUGGUAAUAUUAUAUGUGCAUUGUGAAAAUUAUAUAUUAUAGGUUAUUACGGAUAUUGUUUUUACUUAAGCAUCCUGCAAUAAAUAAUACUAAUAGAUUGUACAAUAUAA